CAUUAUUGUGAAUGCUGAUUCUCUGGAUUCUGGGCCUUAUGCUAAUGGAAGUGAUGGAAUGUACAAAUACGAAGAGAUAAUCCUGGAGCGUGGUAAUUCAGGCCUGGGGUUUAGCAUUGCUGGAGGAAUCGACAAUCCUCAUGUUCCAGAUGAUCCUGGGAUUUUUAUUACCAAAAUUAUCCCUGGUGGGGCCGCCGCGAUGGAUGGACGACUUGGAGUCAAUGACUGUGUGCUGCGAGUCAACGAUGUGGAUGUUUCAGAAGUCGUUCAUAGUAAAGCGGUGGAGGCGCUGAAGGAGGCAGGACCUGUUGUUCGACUAUUAGUUCGUAGAAGACAGCCAGCUACAGAGACUAUAUUAGAAGUGAAUCUUUUAAAAGGACCCAAAGGUUUAGGGUUCAGUAUUGCUGGAGGAAUUGGGAAUCAGCACAUUCCUGGAGAUAACAGUAUCUAUAUUACCAAAAUCAUUGAAGGUGGCGCUGCCCAGAAAGAUGGUAGGCUCCAGACAGGGGAUCGACUGCUUGCUGUCAAUAACAUCAGUCUGCAGGAAGUACGGCAUGAAGAAGCUGUGGCUGCUCUCAAGAAUACCUCAGAUAUGGUUUAUCUGAAAGUUGCUAAACCUGGUGGCAGUCACCUCAAUGACUUAUACGCGCCUCCUGACUAUGCUAGCACAUUUUCUGCCCUGACUGAUAAUCAUGUGAACUCUGGUAUGGGUUACAUGGGUGGAGUUGAGAAUAAACCCACAUAUCCGCUGCCAGCAAUCACUUCAGGACGAUAUUCUCCAGUCCCUCGACAUGUGAUGGGAGAUGAAGACUUCACAAGAGAACCAAGAAAGAUUGUCCUCCACAAAGGAUCAACAGGAUUAGGCUUUAACAUUGUCGGUGGAGAAGAUGGUGAAGGGAUUUUUGUAUCAUUCAUUCUGGCAGGUGGGCCAGCAGACCUCAGUGGAGAGCUACGAAGAGGCGAUCGGAUUUUAUCCGUGAAUGGUGUAAACCUUCGGAGUGCUACCCAUGAGCAGGCAGCAGCAGCACUCAAAAGAGCCGGUCAGACUGUGACUAUUGUUGCCCAGUACAGACCAGAAGAUUUACCUCUAGAAACAGACUGUGCAGCACAACGCUUAUUAGGAAGUGUCGGUGAUACCACAGACGACGUAUCACAGACAGGACUUGGAGACGUGCCAUUUACUCCAAAAUUAUUACAUGAAUACAGCCGCUUUGAGUCUAAAAUCCAUGACCUGCGGGAACAGAUGAUGAAUAGCAGUAUGAGCUCUGGAUCUGGCUCCCUGCGGACCAGUGAGAAACGCUCGCUUUAUGUCCGUGCUCUCUUUGACUAUGAUAGAACCAAGGACAGUUGUCUGCCAAGUCAAGGGCUGAGUUUCCUGUAUGGUGAUAUUUUACAUGUCAUUAAUGCCUCUGAUGAUGAAUGGUGGCAAGCACGACUUGUUACACCUCAUGGCGAAAGUGAGCAGAUUGGUGUCAUACCCAGCAAGAAACGAGUUGAGAAGAAAGAGCGGGCAAGAUUAAAAACUGUAAAAUUCCAUGCCAGGCCUGGAGUCAUUGAAAUGAAAGGGUCAUCCAGGGCCAAGCGUAAAAAGAGCAUCCUCUUGUCUCGAAAGUUUACCUUCUACAAGAGCAAAGAGAAUAUUGUACAGGAGCACACAGGUGAUCAUGACCAGUGUAUGACGUCCAACACCAGUGACAGUGAAAGCAGCUCCAAGGGUCAGGAUGACACUGUUCUAUCUUAUGAAGCAGUGACACGCUUGGAGAUUCACUAUGCUCGGCCAAUAAUAAUUCUGGGGCCAAUGAAGGACAGAAUCAAUGACGAUUUGAUCUCAGAGUUCCCAAAUAAAUUUGGUUCCUGUGUGCCACACACCACCAGGUCAAGACGUGAGAAUGAAAUUGAUGGGCAGGAUUAUCAUUUUGUAACUUCUCGGGAGCAAAUGGAGAAAGACAUUCAGGACAAUAAGUUCAUUGAAGCCGGUCAAUAUAAUGACAAUCUGUAUGGGACCAGCAUUCAAUCUGUUAGAGCUGUAGCUGAGAGGGGAAAACAUUGCAUACUUGAUGUGUCUGGGAAUGCUAUCAAGAGGUUACAGCUUGCACUACUCUAUUCUAUUGCCAUUUUCAUCAAACCCAGAUCUGUGCAAUCCCUCAUGGAGAUGAAUAAACGACAAACUGAAGAACAAGCAACCAAAACCUUUGAUAAAGCAUUGAAACUGGAGCAGGAAUUUGGAGAGUUUUUCACGGCCAUUGUACAGGGAGAUUCAUUAGAGGAGAUCUACAACAAAAUUAAACAGGUCAUCGAAGAACAAUCUGGUCCCUACAUCUGGAUCCCUUCAUCUGAAAAACUCUAAACAUGGCCCGGUGUUUAGAGGGAAGAUAUUGUUGGGGGAAAAAAAUCCUCCUUUUAAGAUAUGUUGCAUAUCGAGUUUUAUCUUUCUCAUUAUGUUAUGAAUCCUCACCGUCGCUGUGGCUGUUUCCAUUCUGCAUGGUUUUUAUGGAAUUCCAUCAAAGACAUGGAAAUGCACACCCGAGUAUUUUACAGAACAUCUUCAGGAAACAAGACCAGGAUUGGUAAUGACUUUGUACGUUUGUAUUACCUGAAGAUAAGCUGGAGAGUUUCAUAUCGACUAAGCGGUUGUUUUAAAGAACCAGUGUUCACAGGGGAUUCUGUUGGUACCAAUCCUUUAAAAGGAUGUUUCUGAAAUUUCCUAAUGCAGGUGGGUUUGAGAGGAGAAGAGAAAACCACUAUUCUUCUGUGAUUACACAUAGCAGUGCUUUUAAAGACAUGUACACAAUUCCUCAUCUCAGAAGGAGAAUGAAGAGAAUGAAAAUCAGAAAAAAAUUUUAAAUCAUGAUUAUGGUACUGUAGAUGAAAAUAUAAAAACAAUUUUCAACAUAUUAAAUUGCACAUUGUUUUACACAUGGAAACAUGGUUGUCUGCAUGGACAUUUUACAUUUUUUGCUGUUUUUUAAAAAGUGAUUCCAGUAAGAACUGAGCAGGUGAAUGGUACAGAAUGUGUAAAUUGCUCAGAUUAAUGCUGUUCACAUGUGGCUUUCUAUGAAUGAAAUGUUAAAAAUGUAUUUUUUGUCUUUGCCUAAAUGCCCUAUUUCUCCCUUUCAGUGAAAUCGAUCAUCCUCCUUUGAAGGACUGGAUUUAAUUUGAAUUUGUAGUGGUCAGGAAACCUGCUUUACGAAAUUACUACACAACUAAAAUGCUUUUACGUAGAGAAUCACAGAUCAGAUCUAUCUAGCUUGUUGAUACACAAGUAGCUCCUUUCAUAUAUUUAUAUAUAAAAAGGUGUUGCACAAUAUUCCCCCUUAAUUAAGGAGCCAAAAUAGUAGCUUAAGUUUAAGUUCCCUCGAUGGAAGUAAAACAACCUAAUAGAAUGAGGAAGAUGUAUGUUGUAUCUUUGAAACCCUGUUACUAAUUAAGCCAAUUGUUUUACCUACAAAGCAUGAGGCACUGGAACAGUUCGACUUCCUUCAAAGAGUAUCAUUUUUUAAUCAAUAUCUAAAUAGAACAGAAGAAGUGCAAACCUUUGUAGUGAUAUGACAAUUUUUACUCUUUACAAAGAGUUCUGGAUCUUUUAUGUGGGGGACCAGGUAGCAGAGCACAGAAAAUAGGGGUUUAUUUGUUAGUGGUAAAGAUCUGCCAUUGAUGUUUGAGAUGCAGGAUGUAAUUUUUGAAAUGUAUGCAAGCCACAUAGAUAUGGUGCAUCUUUAGACAUGAGUGAUAUUGCUUUUAAAUAGAUACUUAAGUAUGAAAAGAGUUUGGAGAGAGCUCUACUGCUACCACAAUUCCCCUUGAAAGAUUAGUCGGUUCACCAUUGGGGCAUAAUUUUCAUUACCUGCUCCUAUCUGUCAUUGACCCUGGUUUAUAAAUUUAAAUCAGAGAUCAUUGCUGCAGUCCAUAAGAUAUCAAUGUUGCAUGUAGAAUCAGUUCAUACAUAUCUUUAGUGUAAAUAGUCAAGCUGCAACUUUGAUCAACAAAGAGGUUAUCCAGUAGGUAUACUCCAGAAGGUGACUGUGUCAACACAUAAGUGCAGUUAUCCCUGCCCUUUUUAUAUGGACUACUGUAUUAUAUACAGCUGUUAUCUAUUACACUACACUGCAAAAUGUUAUUUUCUAAUAUUAAUUGGAAGAGUAUAGAAUAACGAAACAGAGGUAGAUAAGAAACAUUGCUGAAUGGACUGAGGCUUAGACAGAACGCCUUUCCCAUCUUCCUACUAGUCCAACUCUCAUUUAAUGGCAGUCUUAAAUAUAUUGAUUCAGAGACCAAUGUGUAGUAAAUGAUUCAUGUCCCUAUAAUUUUGGGCAGAAGGAGAGAUCAAGUGCCUAUGUUGUAACACUGGAGGCCAUUCUUGCAUUGGAUUAAUUUCCCCUCUGUACUGUGGCACAGCAGUAUCUUUUCAAUGCUCCACUUUGUGGUUGGGUUUUACAUCCUCCCAGAUAUGCAAAUUACAAGGAAUAGACUUUAUAUUUCAGGCUGUGAUUUUUUCAAUUAAGCUUUUUUUUUAACUCUCAGGGUUUCCAAUGGAGUAACUUUGGCCCAAGCAUAGUAAAUACUUCCACUGGUAGGGUGGGGCUUGUGUGCCUGUUCUUAACUUGGCCAAGUCACUGUAUAUUUAGUAAUAGCAAUGAGGUCAGAUUGGAAAGUUGACUUCCAUUUCAUGAGUGGACGGAUUAUACUUGGCAAGAUAUUGCAGGUGGAUUUACUCCUAACUAUUUUCCCUGUAUUAUUUUUGUAGAGUAAAUAUUUAACUUUCUUCCAUCACAAAAACUAAUCUUUUAUAACUUCCUCCCAAAGUAAACUAGCAACCAAGCGGCAACAUUGAAAUGGACUAACAUUUUGAUCUACUUUCAAUGGUUGCCUCCAGAUUUCUACAAGUUAUGCCUUCACAUUUGCUCAGUAUGACUAAGUGAUAAUUUCUGCCCAUCAAUGAUCCAUAAAGUCCUACAAGUACUGAAGAUGAAUGUGGUAGAAAAGACACAGUUAAGUGUUUUGCAUUUUGCACAGAGAAAAGUAAAUUUACAGGGUUUGAUGGUGCAACAUCAGGUUUUGAAAAGGGAAGGCAGAAAGGGUCCACAACUUGUACUCUCUAAACAGAGUAAAAAUGAGCUCCGUUGGUCAUCCCUCUACAUCUUUUUAUCUUUUUUUCCCAUGAUGAUCAGUUGGCUGUUGGAUUUCCAUUGAUUCCUCCCAGUGAUUUUGAUAAAUCUGCUUUUUUUUUUGAGUACCUCUAUUUUGGCAUUUGCAUCAUUAAAGCCAGUAUUCGUUCUGUUUUUACUUUUAAAAGAACCAUGGCUUAUGUUAACUUAUCUUCUCCAUUUGUUUAAAAUUUAUUUUGCCACAUUAAAUGUUAUUUACACCUGUCGUUAAGUGUUUCAAACACACAUUAUAGUUUAUCUGCAUGUUGCAGGUCAGGCUGUGGAAGUUACACUGUUGAUUGCUUUUGUGCAAGAUUCAAUCCAUGAAUUGUCUACAAUUCCACAGUUACUGAUUUCAGUGGCAUUUGCUUCUCCUACAACCCACCCAUCCACAUCUGCAAUGUGCAGCCUGGUCUGUAAAGUGAUCACCAAGGCCUAGAAAUUAUGCUGUGCUUGGUGUUUGUUUGAAAUUACUUUGUCCCAUUGUUUUAACAAAAGUAUUAACUUGUUUAUUUUAGAAGUAAUGUUGCAGUGUAAUUUCUAAGAUAAAACGUGCUCCAUAACUGAUGGUCUCCUCCACUUGAUGAGGAUUAUUUUCUUGUACAUGCACAGAUAUAAAUACAUAAAGGAAGAAAUCAUAAACUUCACCUACCAGGCCAGGAAUGUAUUUGAACACCUAGGGCACAGAAUGCAUUAAAAAGAAACACACAGAAAUUAAAUAACUAGUAGAGCAGCAAAAUUUAAACUAAACAAAGCAUCAGGAUAAUGGGAGGGCUGCCUCUCUUUUCAGUUUAUUCUACUUUGAGCGUUAUCUAUGGUACAUAGUGACAGAUAGGAAGGAAAUUUAGUCUUUAAAGAGCAAAUCUGUUUUUAGGCUAGAAUUUCUAAACUAAAGCAUUCUUAUUACAAAACAUUAUGUAUUCAAAAAAAUUAAAGGGUAAAGAAAAUGUUUUCUAACUGAAAUCAUGUGACAUUUUUAUGUGAACCAUACACUAAGGUACAAUCUGUAGAGAAUUUAUUUUAGGUUUGAGGCAGUUUUAAGUAUUCAAAGUGAUGUUUUAAAAUGGUUUAACUGUGUUGCUUAAGCACUGUGCAAGAUUUUUUUUCAUUUAAAUUCUAUCAUUUAACUAUCAUUAGACCAAGAAAUACAUUGGGAACAGAGUAUAUGUGUAAAACUUCCAUUAAAAACUAUUUUCAUAGCCUGUAGCUUUAAAAAAAAAUUGCUGGAGAUUCAUCUAAUUUGUGUCAUCACAGCUCAGUAGUUCUAGCUAUCUAAUAUUAAAUACGAGUGAUUCAAAGGGCUAAAUUCUGCACAGUCACAGGAUCUAUGAGCCGGAUUUUCAAUUACAAAGAUGGAAAUUUUUAAAAAAAUGUAAUCAUUGAAUUCUGAGUGAUGAAAUGCUUAAGAAUAUGGUAGUUCUAUUAUUGAUCAUUUUGAAAUGUAGCCUACACAGAACAUCCCGAAAUGACACAUUUUUGUUGCUCUGAUCUGUGUGCAGCAAUAAUGCUGUUUAGGUUGUAAAUUGUGUGGAAUACUAUUCUGGGAUUAUUAUAUAAACAAUGUUGAAUUCUGUACCAGGAUAAUUCAGGUCCAAAUGAAAUUGGCAUACAGUGAGCAUGGAAAUUCAUUUAAUGUAGGCUAUCAUGCUAUUGGGAAUAACAGAACAGGAAAAACUCAUGGAGUCAUAUGUUUUAUUCAAUGCUUUUGCAUUAUUAUGUGCAGACCAACAUCAAGUUUGCAGGGAUCACCAAGGGCCUGAAAGUACAAUGUAGAAACAAAGUACCUAUAUUAGUAACACCUCUUUUCUUAACUUUAGUAACUGUGAUAUUUUACUUACCUUUGGUUACUGUUGUAAUGAAAAUCCACUUACCAUUCAGGUGCAAACACAUUAUUAGCUUUUAAUUUAUUGGUAUACAAAUAGGGAAAUGAUGGAUUGGUAUACUACACACACACACUCAGAUGAGCUAUUCAUACUCAUCUUCGGGUCCAUAUACACUUUUUUGCUAUGUUCAGAUCAGAAAUGUGAAUGACAGUUACAUUAAAAUCAUACCUGUAA
This is a messenger RNA of Carcharodon carcharias (great white shark), 7201 nucleotides long. It is a transcript of the gene dlg3, whose product is annotated as discs, large homolog 3 (Drosophila). The coding region runs from base 59 to 2347 and encodes 762 amino acids. Gene Ontology annotation, biological process: chemical synaptic transmission. Lineage: Eukaryota; Metazoa; Chordata; Chondrichthyes; Lamniformes; Lamnidae. The record is from RefSeq and is a predicted model, not a curated record. The transcript has 21 exons. Gene Ontology annotation, cellular component: neuron projection; neuromuscular junction; postsynaptic density membrane. Gene Ontology annotation, molecular function: kinase binding.